AGCGAGCAAGAUUCCAACAGAGACGAAACCAGAAGAACGCACGGGAGAGGGGAGAAGCGCGACUGGGCAGCGAACCCAAAAGGCGAGAGGGAGAGCUGCCGCCGCUGAGCUCUCACCGUCCCCAUCUCCCUCCCUCUCGCUUUCUCGCUCCGUCCAAUCGCUGCGUGAGCCGUGGAAACUGAUGCCCUUAUCUGCCUCCUUCUGAUCGAAUCCGGCGAGAAAGAUCGGUUCUUUGUCGUCGGCGUCGCCGGCGAUCUUGAUGGCAUUGGAGACCGGGAGCAGCGGCCGCGGCGGGAGUGGAUGGGGCGGCGGGUUCAGGUGCCUGAUGCGGCGGAAGCAGGUGGACUCCGAUCGGGUUCGCGCCGAGGGCCAGGCGCUGCUCGCCAAGGAGCUCAACGUCCCAGAGCUCGUCGCGAUCGCUCAGAUAUUUUUUUUUUCGACGAACAAGCUCAGACAUGCGUCACGCGGACUUGCCCUAUUAUAGGAGUCGGUUCCACAGUUGGAGCUGGAGUAUACGUUCUUGUGGGAACAGUUGCUAGGGAGCACGCUGGUCCAGCAUUGACAAUAUCCUUUCUGAUAGCUGGAAUAGCAGCAGCGCUUUCAGCUUUCUGUUAUGCUGAGCUUGCUAGCCGUUGCCCCUCUGCUGGAAGUGCCUACCAUUAUUCAUACAUCUGUGUUGGAGAAGGUGUUGCCUGGUUGAUUGGAUGGGCUUUAGUGCUGGAAUAUACUAUUGGCGGAUCUGCUGUUGCCCGUGGCAUAUCCCCCAAUUUAGCCUUGUUUUUUGGAGGACCGGAUAGUUUGCCAUGGAUUUUGGCACGCCAUCAGCUUCCAUGGUUUAAUAUCAUUGUUGAUCCCUGUGCUGCCGCUCUUGUUUUUAUUGUGACUGUUUUACUAUGCGUGGGAAUUAAAGAGAGUUCAUUUGCACAAGGAGUUGUAACCGUUCUGAAUGCCUGCGUAAUGAUAUUUGUUAUUAUAGCUGGUAGUUACAUUGGCUUCCAAAUAGGAUGGGUCGGCUACAAGGUUUCUGAUGGGUAUUUCCCGUAUGGAGUAAAUGGAAUGCUUACUGGAUCAGCAACUGUUUUCUUUGCAUACAUAGGCUUUGAUACAGUCGCUAGUACAGCUGAAGAGGUAAAGAAUCCUCAGAGAGAUCUGCCAUUGGGAAUAGGAGUAGCCUUGGCUAUUUGUUGUGCAUUGUAUAUGGCUGUAUCCAUUGUUAUUGUUGGGCUAGUACCAUAUUUUGCUAUGGACCCUGAUACUCCUAUUUCAUCUGCCUUUGCAAAACAUGGGAUGCAAUGGGCCAUGUAUGUUGUGACAAGUGGUGCUGUUCUUGCACUUUGUUCAACCUUGAUGGGCUCACUUCUUCCACAGCCUAGAAUACUUAUGGCCAUGGCACGAGAUGGGCUGUUGCCAUCCUUCUUCUCUGAUGUUAACAAGCAAACACAAGUACCUGUUAAGAGUACAAUUGUGACUGGCAUCUGUGCAGCUGCUCUGGCUUUUGCAAUGGAUGUUUCACAGUUGGCAGGAAUGGUCAGUGUAGGCACACUCCUUGCAUUCACCAUAGUUGCUGUCUCGAUCUUGAUACUUAGAUAUGUCCCUCCAGAUGAGGUCCCUUUGCCACCCUCUAUGCAAGAAUCAUUUCGUUUGAACCAGGAGUGUGAUGCGGAAAAGGAUAGGGAUCUUCUUGGAGAUGGGAACUGCAACAUAUCUCAAAUGAAGGAUGUGAUUGUUGUUGUAGAAUCAAUGGACCCUCUCAUUGAGAAAAGACAACAUAGAGGCAAGAUGGACGAGACAAAACGUCGAAAGAUAGCCGCUUUCAGCAUAGGAUCUGUGUGUGUCGGGGUUCUGAUCCUCACGUCUUCAGCCUCUGUGACAUGGCUGCCUUUUCUCCCAAUAUGUAUUGGCUGCAUUAUUGGCAUUGUGCUUCUUCUGGCUGGCCUCGGCGCGCUCUCCUGGAUUGAGCAGGAUAAUGGCAGGCACUCCUUUGGUCACUGUGGAGGAUUUACAUGCCCAUUUGUUCCAGUGCUACCAGUUAUGUGUAUCCUGAUAAAUACUUAUCUGUUGAUAAACCUGGGCGGCGACACAUGGAUGCGAGUUGGCAUAUGGUUGCUGAUGGGUGUUCUUGUGUACAUUUUCUAUGGGCGAACCCACAGCUCCCUAACAGAUGUUGUUUACGUUCCGGUAGCGCAAGCUGAUGAGAUAUACAGGAGUUCAUCAGGAUACGUAUCAUAGAAAAGAAAAGCUGCAGUCUCAUGUGACUUGAUAGAGUUGUUGAAAAAUCAACGGAUGAUAUAGUUGCUGAAAGUUCGACGAUCCUCAGUUGCAGAUUAUUGGUUAUCAGCCAGGAAGACAGGACUGUUCCUUCUUUCCCACUUGGCCAACAUGAUAUCAUGUUUGCAAGAUAUAUCCUGGGCAAGGCAGAUCAAUGUACACAUUCUUGGAGUGUGCAUUGAUGUGGUGUAUAUAAACCCAAUUGGGUGGAGUAUGCGAUGUAUGAUGUGGUAUAAUUCAUGUGUACACAAAAGCAGCCACCUUCUUUUAUGUCAUCAACAAACAUUCUCUUCA
Messenger RNA from Panicum hallii, 2562 nucleotides. Its product is annotated as cationic amino acid transporter 2, vacuolar-like. Gene Ontology annotation, biological process: transmembrane transport; amino acid transport. Gene Ontology annotation, cellular component: membrane. The coding region runs from base 301 to 2229 and encodes 642 amino acids. Lineage: Eukaryota; Viridiplantae; Streptophyta; Magnoliopsida; Poales; Poaceae. The record is from RefSeq and is a predicted model, not a curated record. Gene Ontology annotation, molecular function: amino acid transmembrane transporter activity. The transcript is spliced from 15 exons.